AUGAGUUGGAACUUGCUCGAGCGCUUCAUCGAGUCGGAACACUUCAACCGGGAUCCGUCGUUGACUGUGGCCUAUCUGGCUCGAUACGCCGACCAUGUUGGAAUCCAAUACGUCCUCUGCUCCAAGCUGCGCCAGUUCAGCUAUGAAGACAUCGAGUUCUUCCUGCCGCAGCUAUGCCACCUGGUCAUGUCGCUGGACAACGAAAGCAUGGCCCUCGAGGACUUUAUCCUAGAUCUAUGCGAGGAGUCGGUGAAUGGCGCUCUCCUGACCUUCUGGCUACUACAGACCUACCUCCGCGAUCUUGCCCAAACUCCCACCUCCAACGCUUUCAAGACGUGCCGUCGCAUCUACAACCGAGUCCAGCGAAUCGUCUUUGGUUCAUCUGAGCCUGUCCGCCGAGAGAAGAUUACCGAAAAUGUCUUGCCCGUCACUCUGCUAUCCAGUCUUGUGCUCGGUGCUAUAGCUGCGCCCUUCCUCCCCCGUCAUGCUGGUCCGCUGGCCAUUGCACAGGCCAGGAGGCCGCGUCCAGUAGAAGAGACAAUCUCCGACAACAUACAACCACAGCGUAUUUCCAGGAGUCAUACUGUCUCUGGUGCUUCUGGUCGCUCUAGAAAACCCCGUCCUCCUCCACAAGCAACCAAGGAUGCUUCUACUCCACCAGGCACUUCGACCCCCAAGAGAGCCUCGCGACCAAUGUCACUGCUUGUCAGAGAUAGCCCGACACCAACCAGAGACUCGCCUAGCAGUCGUGCCAUGGCAGAGGCUUUGCGCGCAACACAAAACAACAAAGCCUUUGCGAGCACAGCCUCUCUUCCGGAGCUUCCCUCACAGCCAGUCUCUGAGGCCCCUCGUCUAUCCCGCCAGCAUACAGAACACUCUGUCCGCCGCCAUUCUGCUAGCACAAAAGCUAUCAAUCUUGCUAACCUGUCACGCUCGCAAAAAGUUCGCAUGCUUCGUUCGAAUUAUUUCCGCAGUCAGACACAGUUCUUAAGUGCCCUCGAGGAUAUCUCUAACCGUCUGGUUGCUGUGCCAAAACCUGCUAGACUGAGUGCUCUCCGUGCCGAGCUCGCUCUGAUUGCCCAGGACCUGCCUGCGGAGGUCGACGUACCCCUGCUCUGUCCUGCAACUCUUCCAGAUGGUAGUCCGAGCCGUAGUCAGCAUCACCGUAUCAUCAGGCUCAACCCUGCCGAGGCCACUAGUCUGAACAGUGCUGAAAGAGUACCGUAUCUGCUGAUGGUAGAGGUCUUGAGGGAAGAUUUCGAUUUCGAUCCUGAUUCUGACCAGAAUACACAACUUCUCACUAAGCUGGUACUUGAGAAGGGAAAACCUAAGCGGCGUCUAUUUGACAUCACAGAUGCCUCACGAGAAUCUGCUCGCUAUCAGACUGAAACUACAGUCGAGAACGAUAGCGUCCUGGAGCCUGCAUCAGGCGAUCUGGCUAGUCCUGCUUUACUGCAAGAACUAGAUGGACAUGAUACUCCUCGUAACAUUUCUAGAUCACAUACCCCUUCCAACGCCACUAUGUUGAGAGAGCUUCCUCGACUAUCCAGCGGUGUGAGUACCUUGUCAUCAUUGAGCCUGACGACACCACGAACAUCGGAUCUGCCAAUGAGUAGAUCUGUCAGUCCUUCACCUUUUGCUUCAGCGGCUGGCCGCUCGCAAGCAUCAGAUCAACCCGACUUUUCUGCUUUGGCAACUCACAUGCGAGCUGCUUCAUCCAUGCUCUCACAGCUCGACUUGAGCAGUUCGAAACGGCCAAAGGCUGAAGUCGCCGCUAUCAAGGCGAGGAUUAUUGCCAGUAUGCAAAGUCUGGAAGAGCAGAGCUUCUAUACUGACGAUAGCACACACGCCACGAACUUCGAUGCCAUCAUGGCUAAUGCGAACAACAUUGGCUCACAUGCAGAACCGGCCGAUAUCGAGGACCCUGCCUUGGAAGCUGCAGAUGCGGAUCCUAACUUGAGUUCAAACGCAGGUGCUGCACGCAUGGAAAACGAUAUCAAGACGGGAGGUGUUCAGCGCAAGGGUGACCGAGACGACCCUUCAGCAGCAACCUUUGGUGAAGCCUGGGAAAUGAAAAAAGAACGUAUACGUCGCUCCUCGCCUUACGGCUGGAUGAAGAACUGGGACUUGAUUUCCAUGAUUGUCAAGACUGGGGCCGAUCUACGUCAGGAAGCUUUCGCCUGUCAGCUCAUCGCAGUAUGCUCAAAGAUCUGGGCUGAAGCCGAAUGCGACGUCUGGGUCAAGAACAUGCGUAUUCUCGUGACGGGUGAGUCCUCAGGCUUGAUUGAAACAAUCACAAACGGCGUAUCACUGCAUUCACUCAAACGCUCUUUGACUCUUUCCUCCAUCGCCUCUGGCACAAACCCACGGAAACGCAUCGCCACUCUGCACGACCACUUCACCACCACAUUUGGAAAACCUGACUCGGCGGCUUACAUUGCGGCUGUGGACAACUUUGCAAAGAGUCUAGCGGCAUACAGUGUCAUUUCAUACAUCCUGCAACUCAAAGACCGUCACAACGGCAACAUUCUCAUCGACAAUGUGGGCCAUAUCGUCCACAUCGACUUCGGCUUCAUGCUCUCCAACACACCGGGCAGCAUGGGUUUCGAAGCCGCGCCUUUCAAACUGACCCAAGAAUACAUUGAUGUCCUAGGAGGCAUGGACUCUGCUCCCUUUGGCAAGUUCAAGCAACACAUGAAAGAAGCAUUCCAAGCUUUACGACGUGAGGCAGAGAGAAUAGUCAUGUUGGUAGAUCUUAUGGGCAGACAAAGCAGGAUGCCAUGCUAUUCUGGCGGUGGCGUCACUAAUGUGGUGAAUGCUUUGCGUGCGAGAUUCGUGCUGGAGAAGAGUAAAGAGGAAGCUGGAUUGUGGGUUGAGGAGCUCGUGGCUAAGAGUGCAGGAAGUUAUUAUACCAGGCUGUGA
Molecule: messenger RNA, 2922 nt
Organism: Aureobasidium melanogenum CBS 110374
Lineage: Eukaryota; Fungi; Ascomycota; Dothideomycetes; Dothideales; Saccotheciaceae
Exons: 2
Coding region: 1-2922 (973 amino acids)
Biological process (GO): phosphatidylinositol-mediated signaling; phosphatidylinositol phosphate biosynthetic process
Cellular component (GO): membrane; cytoplasm
Molecular function (GO): 1-phosphatidylinositol 4-kinase activity
Source: RefSeq, a predicted model, not a curated record